Messenger RNA from Xenopus laevis (African clawed frog), 1035 nucleotides. It is a transcript of the gene rabac1.L, whose product is annotated as Rab acceptor 1 (prenylated) L homeolog. Bases 156 to 650 code for a protein of 164 amino acids. Gene Ontology annotation, cellular component: synaptic vesicle; Golgi apparatus; membrane. The transcript is spliced from 5 exons. The record is from RefSeq and is a predicted model, not a curated record. Lineage: Eukaryota; Metazoa; Chordata; Amphibia; Anura; Pipidae.
GCGCGCGGCGUUGACGUCAAAAUCACGCGUCACCCUUUAUUCAGCGGUCGCCAGGGAAACUCGUCCAUUCAGUGUUUUCAAGCAGUGUCUUCCGGACCGUGCCAGAUCACUUCCGGCGGAGGAGAAUAGUGAGUUGGCAGAGCAACGCUGACAGAAUGUUUCCUAAAAUGAUCACUCAGACUGCUGCGAAGGACUGGAUUAACAGACGUCGUGCGCAUAUCCGCCCGUGGAGGAAUUUUGUGGAUCAGCGGCGUUUCUCUCGCCCUCCCAACUUCGGAGAACUGUGCAAGCGUAUGACAAGGAAUGUUGAGCAUUUUCAAAGCAACUAUAUAUUUAUCUUCCUUGGACUCAUCUUGUACUGCAUAAUCACCUCUCCGAUGUUGCUGAUCGCUUUAGCUGUGUUUUUUGGAGGUUGUUACAUUAUUUACCUGAGGACUCUGGAGUCGAAGAUGGUUUUGUUUGGACGAGAGCUUAGCACAGCAAAUCAGUAUGGCUUGGCGGGUGCUGUGUCAUUCCCCUUUUUCUGGCUUGCAGGAGCAGGUGCUGCUGUCUUCUGGGUUAUUGGUGCCACGCUUGUUGUGAUUGGGUCCCACGCAUCUUUUCAUGAGAUUGAGGGAGAGGUUGAAGAAUUGCAGAUGGAACCCGUGUAACUGUCUUACGCCGUGGUCACCAUUGAAACCCCGUGGAAGUGCAGUUCUCUGGGACUUUUAAACCCUGACUGAUUUGUAUCUCACUGCUUUGUUCCUUUUCCUGCUUUUGGUUUACCCCCUUCCCGGCUUGCACUUCGGCAGCAGGUUUUGCACAAGUAUUUCUGAAGGUCAGUAAAUCCUCUCUGUGAGGUGAAACAGAGCAAAUAAAAUCCCAUGAGAUUUUAUAUAUGCACAAUGGAAGAGUGGAAAAGACAGCUUGGACACAGGCUGCAAGCCAUUGAAGAAAUGGAAGGAUUCAGUGCUUAAUACUCGUAAUCUCAAUUUGUAAACUUUACUGUUUAUGUGAUCUUGUAACUGAAGUAAUAAACUUGUUAUAUAAGUACUA